AUGGCCAGCAAGUUUGGCAACGACGCCAAGUGGGCGCUGCUGAUGCCGGUCAUCGCGCUGGUCAACAUGACGGUCUUCAUCUCCCAGUUCUCUGCGGUGUCCACCCUCGCGAAUGAGUCGCUGCCCUCAAUGGCGAGGGAGGGGCUGGCCUGGUUCCCGGACCUGACGGUGCCGGACCCCCUGUGGGGCCUGCCCGUGCUGUGCACGGCGAUGACGCUCGCGCUGGUGGAGAGCGGCGCGAUGGGCGCGGAGAUGGGGCAGGCGCAGACAGCCAAGACAGUCAAGUGGGUGAUGCGCGUCGUGGCCGUCAGCUUCGUGCCCUUCGGCGGGUUUGUGCCGGCCGCUGUUGGGCUGCUGUGGUCCAGCAACAGCGUGUUCAGCCUGGCGCAGGCGGCUGUGCUGCGGCACAAGGGGCUGCGGGAGCGGCUGGGCCUGCCCAGCCUGGCGGCCAUGGCGGCGGCCUCGCAGGCAGCCAAGGCAGGCGCCCCGACCUCAGAGCUGGCGGCCAAAUUCAAGCAGCUGGUGGGCGCGGCGCCGGCGCAGGCUGCAACGGCAGCGGCGGCAGCUGGAAAUGACGCGGCGGGGGCGACAGCGGCGGCGGCGGCGGCGGCAGGGGCGGCGGGCGGUAGGGGGGCUGCAGCGGCUGUGCCGCCGCCCCCCGGCACCCGGCCAUCUCGUAUUGUGAUGCAGAAGCCGCGUGGCUGGAAGCCCCGGAAAAGCUAG
Messenger RNA from Monoraphidium neglectum, 723 nucleotides. RefSeq lists its product as hypothetical. The coding region runs from base 1 to 723 and encodes 240 amino acids. Lineage: Eukaryota; Viridiplantae; Chlorophyta; Chlorophyceae; Sphaeropleales; Selenastraceae. Gene Ontology annotation, molecular function: membrane insertase activity. The transcript has a single exon. The record is from RefSeq and is a predicted model, not a curated record. Gene Ontology annotation, biological process: mitochondrial respiratory chain complex IV assembly; protein insertion into mitochondrial inner membrane from matrix. Gene Ontology annotation, cellular component: mitochondrial inner membrane.